UGUAAACAAAAUUUGAUUUAAAUAGUCGUUGCAACGUAAACGAUUGUAACUGUCACCGUGUUCGACUCACGCAACAUAUAAUUGGAGCAGACAUAUCAAACGGAUAGCCCUGUAUCGCGGGAAAGAUAUACGAAUGGAAAAUCACCCACAGACAAAGCACGUUAUUUGCAAAUAAGCAAGGCGCAAAGUGACGCGCAUAUUCGUCGCGUCAUAACCUAUAAGGGUCAUCAGUGACGCUCUAGCAAUCGUGGGGGUGAGCAAUUCGGACGGAAUAUAUCCAACAAUUUCCAUCCGAACGUUCGUUGUUUACAUCACGAGAGGUGAGAAUUCGCGCGAGCGAGCGGUCGGGCAUGAGAGACCGGGAGCACAGCGCUAGAAUGCACCGUAGACAGCUAGCAUGGAAUACGACUCGGAAUCCAGCUGCGAGGGUCGUCGUCUGAGAGAUUCAAAGAACCCGGGCGAGCCAGCGCCGGCGCAUAGAAAAUGCGAGCGACACGACAACGACGCCGCGGAGCCGACCAAGCCGUACAGGCCGUCGGGCCUGGCCAGGAAGAGCCUCUCCGCGCAGGUAAUGGAAUACUACCGCAAGUACUCUCGCGACGCGAAUCUGGAUCAGUAUUUCUCGCUACCCGUGUCAAAUACUCCGCAGGAGGCUAUUAAAUACUAUUACAGCGUGUACGAAUUGAGCGCCCAGGUGGGACCAACGUCCCGACCCGAGGACUGCGUCGGCGAGGAGUAUGGUCUAAAGUCCUACGUGCCGCGAGAGAGACGUAGGUGGGUAAGACCCCCGUUGAUCGGGCAGUCCUCAAACGCGGACGCCUCAUCCAGAUAUGUUCAACCGUUGACAGAUCCCCAGACGCCGUCACCCGAUCUCAAGCGCGUCACGCCGGAGACGAUACACAAGGACAGGAACGAGAGUCAGGAGAAAUUCCCGGAGGUGAAUGAGAGGAAAUUGUCCUCGCCGACUUCCAGCGUGGCGUCCUACAAACCGCUGGAGUGGGACAGCGGCGCGGACGUCGGUUAUUUCAAUUCGCAAUUCGCCCACAACAAGCAGGACGAUAAGAAGCUGAGUACCAUAGAGCGCAUGGCUCUAGCGCGAGGAUGCUCCGCUGCCCUACGGUUGGACCCGGAAGGCACCACCGAGUCAGGGAUGCAAUCCGGCAAGAACGCUGCGACACAGAGCGGCUCAAAAUCAUCAAUGGGUCCCGACGCGAAUUCCACGCCACUGAUCGGGAACGCGUCGGGGUCGGAAAGCGAGAUUGAGAUCACGCCUAUCAUGAAAAAUCAUCUGCCAGGGAUUAUCACGGGGAAUGACAUAAAGUCGCAGGAAAGACGCGUCCCAAACGAUACCGUGCAAUCGAAGGCUGUGGUGAGGCCUACGAGGCUCGAGAUACACGACACUCCGACGUCGUCGACGUCUGCGUUCAAAGUGCCAUUGAAAUAUUCGACAGUGGAAAGGAGAAAUAAUGUAAAUAAUCGCAAAGAAACCGCGCGUCCGUCGAGUUCGCCAUUAAAAAAAAGCAUCUCGAUGAAUGUGAUACCGUCAUCGUCUAAGUCCUCAUUGAAGAGGAGUCAGAGCGAGGUGAAUUUACACGCUAAAGAUGGAAAAGCCGUGUUCCCUUUGAUCUUCAAUUCCACGUCUUCGAUCGCCACCGUGGUGAACAAGCCCACCACCUGCGACAAAGUGAUACAGACGAGUCCCGAUGUGUGCGCUCAAGAAUCCGUCGGCGUGCAGGUUUCGGAUCUCGAAGAGACCAAAUCUCCUGAAAGAGAUCCGAGCUCGCAAGCAGCAGCAAUACAUUCUAUCUUGAAAAAAUCCAAAGGCACAUACAAGGUGAAGAAUCCAAGAAAAGGUGAUGCCGAUGUCGACGCAGGCGCGAGGGAGAGCCAGAGGCAUCGGAGUAAUUCGGACGUUUCGCAGAAUGCGUCAACCUCAGCGACGCCGCAGCCCGACGAGACGGAGAACGUGUCCGGCAGAGCUAAUAGUUUUGAAUAUUUUCCGGGACACACUUAUGCGAAUGUCCCGAACGGAAGAGACAGCCAUGUAUCCUCGGACACCGGUAGAUCGAACUCGACGUUACCGAACAGCAGCUCCAGCGUCAACGACAAACUCUGGGGUGACUCGGACAGCUUGGUCCGCGAUCUGGAGAGGAGUGUCAACAUAUUGAAGAGUCUUGUCGAUGCUAACAAAUGUGACAAGCAGGUCAAGAAGAGGCUGAUCCAACAUGUGAUCAAGCGGCUUGUAACUGCAAAGUACACGGAUGAUAAAAUUGAGCAUAAUCUGGAGGAUAAUGUACCGUGGAAUCCUGACGACGCCAGGAACAAGGUCUACCGAGCCGAGCUGCUUCAAGCUCUGGCGAACAAGCACAGCACUACCGAAUCCUCGGACGAAUGGAAUUUGCAGAAGAAGGACGCGUCCAUGCAGAAAUCUCUGGGUACCACCAGCGACAUGAUAAAGGAGGUCGCAUUGGAGAGCAGUAAUAGUGAUAAGUUCGAUCGGCAUACGGACAGAACGGAAAUGGACGGCAGGAAAGCGCGAUUGGGACUGCGAACGGACGACUGUCAGCAGACCAGCAACACGCCGACGGAUCCUGACAAAAGCGAGAGCUCCGAAUGCUUCGUACCGCAGCGGAAUCACAAGAAUGCCAAAGUGAACGACAUAUUUUGUUUUAAGGAGAAUUGCAAGCUGCCGCAUCGAGAGUCGACCACGACGAACAGCAUACCACCGGAUCACAAUAGGAUCUUGCUGGACGCUGUUGUAAACAAUAGGAGAACGCCGAUCGAAUCUAACAAUAACACGGAUAAUAAUACCGACUGGAGAUUACCGACGACCUCGUCGGAGAGGCAGUUCGAAUUAAAGAAAUGCAGCAUGUCCGAGUCCGGCGAUUCCAAGCUCGUUAAUUACGCCGAAAUGGAGAAGAGGAAUCAAUUGAUUUGGAUUACAAACGAGAUUAGCCAUCUCUGUAACUUAAAAAAACUGCUGGAGCAGCCCAGGCGAUUGGAAAGACCGAAAUCCUCGCCAAGAAAAUCUAAAUCGGUGAAUCUCAAAUCGAAACAGACGGUGAUACUUAGACGGGAACAACACGCAGACAGCAUACACAGGAGUGUGUCGGACCUGCAAGAGGAUUCCGUCAACGAGCCGUGGUCGUCUCACUGCAAUUUAGCAGCGUGCGAGACUGCGGGUGACAUAGUUCAAAGGAUCAUGAAACGCAACAGUUGCACGCAGACGGCCACGAGUGUAGCCAAUGCUUACUCGAAAACCGGUGGAGAAAUCGUAUCCGCUGGUAAAACGCGAAAAUCCGCGACGAAGCACGUCGCCGUCGGUGUUCAAACGCUAUCACGGGAAACGUUUUCGACGAUCGAAUCCGACGUGUAUGACACGAGAUACGCGAGUCUCCAGAGACCGUGUGCACACUAUCAGAACGGCGCCAAGGGUAGGGAUCAAUCAUGCCAGACGCACUCCGUUCCGUUGGUGCAGCGCACGUGCGCGCGAUGUAGGCAGAGCCCACUCGAGACGGUGGGCUCGAGCGGAUCCCGGAAGGAUCAUCAGGGAGAUACAUCGGCUCUCUCUCAACAGACGCAGACCAAUUACAUGAGCGACGACAGCGUGGCGGAGCCCGUCGUCCGGUGUCACGCGACGCAGAGCGGCAGCAUCCAGCAGAAACAGAAAGAGGUUAAAAAUCAGAUCAACGCGUCCAAGUCGAAGUGCAGUUGCACGCGUAGCGCUUGUCUAUCUGCUGAUAAUAAGAGCAGCUCGAGUACCAUUAAAGCCAAACAGACCGAGUGUUACAAAGGACCGUCGUUCACGACGUGCCCGCUGUGUUUCAAGCAGAAACCUGCUAUAGAUGUUAGUAAUACCGUCUGCGGUGUAUAUCAAAAGAAUCCCUCCUUCAUACACGACAAUACUUCGGGAGUCAGUCAGACAUGCGCCUGCGAGAAUGUCUCCGAAUGUGACGAUAUCCCUUCUAAUGACGCGGACAAAAGGAACAUCGUUAGCAAAUCCCGACAGAACUGCAACGCAGAGAGCCAAGGUCGAGUGCGCGCAUUGAAUUAUGGCGAACAAAGUGACGCGGGAAAGAUUUGCGAUUGCGCGAAUGACUGUGUCGCAUGCCAUAAAUCGGGAAUCGCGACGGGAACGCUAUGCGAAUCUUGUUCUUGUAGUAAAAUUGACAAUAAUGGCUUGCGCCGUUUCGAGACUUACUCCGACAGUUCGCAAGACAGCAACGUGAAUCAACAACGUAAAGUACAAAGUAGUUUAAAAUGUAAUUGUGAUGAGGCUUGCUUCUGUAGUAAUAAUCAAGCGAAAGAAAAGGGAAAAGCGUGUAAGAAUUAUGCGUCGAAACCAAAUUAUGUAGACGAUAUCAGUAUUAGUAAAACCGAGAGAAAUUCUAAGCAUUGCCGUGCAUGUGGUGCCAUGUAUCAGAAUACUAGGAAAUGCGGUUGCCAUCAAACGUAUCCCAAAGCUGUCGCAUACGAAUUAUCAUUUACGAAAGAAAAUACCUCGAAAAAUGAAACCUCGAAUAUCAUUCAAAUGACACCAAAAGUAUCCAAACAACUGAACGCAGUAAAAUCCGAUGCCUGCCCUUGCGAUAUCAUAAAAAGGAAUAACAUCGGCAAGAAUUCUCAUUCGACGAAUACAUUGCAGGAUUACUUAUCUAGAAAUAAUCCCGAGUUUGUGGGGAAUGCGGAGACCCGCCGGCAGUAUUUAUCAGAGAUAUGCCAAUUGCGAGAACUGAGGAAGGAAAAGCGAAUACAAUUAUUGGCGAUGGCUAGUAUGUCCAACAUUAUUAAAACCGCACCAAUACGGAAGCCAACAGUUUGUGUGCAGCGAAAAAUUAGCGAUGAGGAAAUGAAAGAGCGAUCGCGUAAACGAUAUCUCCGACUGAAUGAAGUGCGAUUUAAGCGGCGACAACAGGAACGUCAGGAGGAGGCACGUCGAAAUAAGCUCAUGGCAAAAAUUUUUUGCAAGAGAUUACAGCAAAAAGUAUUGAGGGGCCAAGUAGAUUUAUCUCAAAGCGUUAGCGUUAUAUCCAACUUGUAGUAUUGAUAUUUACUUGUGUAGAGUUUUUUUUCAAUUUCGUAAAUAUCUAAGAGCUUGAUCUCAUGGAUUUUAUUGAAAUUUUGUUAUUAUGAUUCGUGCAGCAGAAUUAAAAUUUGCAUAUUAAAAUGUAAAAGUUUGGCAAUUUCCUUAAGACAGCAUUGUCAAAAUUUGUUUCGAAAAACUUUUUUAAUGAAUAUAAAAUACCAUUAUAUCAGAUUUCCUAAGUAGAAACAAAUUCUAUAUCUUUACUGCAAAAUUUCUAUUUACUAUCAGUUUGACACAAGAUAUUUUAUAUCUUUCUAAUUUUG
Pogonomyrmex barbatus (red harvester ant) is the source of this 5349-nucleotide messenger RNA. RefSeq lists its product as uncharacterized. The record is from RefSeq and is a predicted model, not a curated record. NCBI's taxonomy places the organism in Eukaryota, Metazoa, Arthropoda, Insecta, Hymenoptera, Formicidae.